AUGCCGAGUGGAACUCCAGAAAAGAAGAAAAUUGAGACAAACGAUGGAGGCGCCAAAAUCAUCCCAGACGCUGCAGAUGGCCUGGCUUGCAACGGAUGCCGCAAGGCGAAGUUGCGCUGCUCACGCGACCGACCAUAUUGCCUACACUGUCGGAAAACGGCGCUGGAGUGCGUUUACGAAACCAAGCGGGUCAAGCCAGGGCUAAAGGCGGGAGCUGUGGACAACCUCCAUAGGCGACUCGAUGAUUUAGAGCGGCGGAUUAAUGAAGGAGAGUCGAGCAGCCCGAACCAUGAACACACGAGAUGCCAACGCAACCACACAGUCGCCAAUGAUGGCAUUGGCGAAUCAAGCGCCCGCGACGUUCUUGCUCUGCUAGCGAAGGAGCUCCCGAAGCUAGUCAAUGCACCCAAGGAGAAUAUAAACCCGAGUACAGCAUUCAGCGAACGGCGCAGCAAACGCAAAAGGCUCGACGAGGGACUCGAUACAUUCAACACCGCUUUUUUGAACGAAGAGCCCCCCUUGCCUGAAAAGCAGCUUCUAGAAGCAAUUGUGACUUCCUACUUCCUUCACGUUCAUCCUUGGAUUCCAAUGAUUCACCAAGCAAGAUUUCUUCAACGAUUCAGCAACGAAAUGGACCAGAAGCAGCUCUUAGUUAUCCUACAUGCCAUGAUCCUGGCUGCAUCCAAGUUCGUACCCGGUGCCUGGGCAUUCGCACGAGACGAACGCGCUCGCAAGUGGGUUUUGUACACUUCAAUGGAAAGUUUAUCUCUUGAAAAUCUACAAGCACUCACAAUUGUUGCAUUUAACGACCUUGGAAGUGGCAACGCCGCGAAAACUUGGUCUGUAAUCGGUUCCCUUACGCGCACGGUCGAGUACACGCAGUUGGCACAGGAGCAGGAAGAUAGCGGCCACGGAUCUUUUUGCCAUCCUUACGAAUCCCUGCCACGCACAGAUGACUGCACGCAACUCGAGGAACGGCGGAGAGUCUUCUGGAACGUGUUCCUUCUAGACAGGUUUUGUUCAGUCACUAUGGGCUGGAACACGAGCUUAACCUCGGAUGAUGUCUAUCGAAGGCUACCGUGCGACGGUCAUUUAUGGAGAAAGGAGAAGCCUGUCCUCACGCCAUACUUUGGCAUUUGGGACAAGUCGAGAGGUCGUAUCGGCAAUCCAAUCGAAUAUGUGUCUCGCUACCCAUCGCCAACUCAGUUUGGAAAUGAUGCCGAACUGCACACUCAAGCAAGAAUUACUGCCCUCGAAGGUGCCAUAUCUAAUGUCUCAACCGAUAUGUCCACUGUCGGUGCCUUCGCAUACAAUAUCGAAGCAACCGAGUCCAUGAGCCGCGUCAUGAGCUAUUUUCUACAGCAAAAGACGAACAUGCGCGAUCAAAGUGAGAUAAGCUGUUGGCUUACUCGGUUCAAAGAGCUAGAUUUGAGGCUCGUCCAUUGGAAGAUGCUACUUCCGCAGAAAUGGAAGGCUAACCCGAACCUUACGAGACAUGUACCGCUUAUGGAUCCUAACCUUACUAUGGCGCAUGUUACGCACAAUACGUCCAUGAUAUUGCUACACCAGCUCAUCGCGUAUCCACCAUUACACUGGGGCUUUCGCAAUAGACUACCCAGCAGCUGUAGCGCAGAGGCAUGUUACUCGGCUGGUACCGAGAUCGCGGCGAUCACUGAAAAGUACCUCGGAAGGUCGCCAGCUGGGUCACCCAUCGGUAGCCAGUACGCUUUCUGCCUAUUCAUUGCUGCGAGGAUACUGCUCGCUAACUGGAAAUAUACGCCUGGUAAUGAAUUACCGUCAGAAUUCUGGUCUCUCAUCCACAGCCUCGAAGAAAUGUCCAGACGGUGGACUGCCUUUGCUGAGAUUCCGCUUGAGAAGCACGAUAUCUUUACAAAGUACGCUGUCCGGUUGAAGCAGCUGCAACGACUUUGUGCAACGGAUCAGGCGUUUCAAAUGAACGUCAUGGAUUAUACAAUCGACAUUCGUCAUGAUAGUUUGACUACCCCCGCGGACACCUAUCCCAGGUGGUCACAAGUUUUGCAGCCCGCAGCACUUCAGGAGAUGAAUUUGACGUUACCCAAUCCACCUGAUUCCGCAGAUUUCAGUACUAUCCCGCAGAUAAUGCUUGAUCAGGAUUUCACGGGGAUGGAUCGUAUAAUCACUUUCGACGAUGGCAGCAUGUUUGCGGCCUCUUUUGAUCCUGGAGCUGCCGCGUGGUAACAAACAGUAUAGUGGGUUAAAUAUCCGAGUUAUCCUGGAUUACUGUAUUUCGUUUUAUACUGAGCACCAGGGCGGGGCUGUGAGUCUGAGUCUCUUACUUUGUCUGAGCUAAGCGCCGCACAUUGAACAGACGGGAUUUCACUUCUUAUUGACUUAAUUGAUGAACUGCAUUGCUGACACGUGCGUCCCUGAUAUGACUAUUCCAAAGUUCCAGC
Messenger RNA from Cucurbitaria berberidis CBS 394.84, 2435 nucleotides. RefSeq lists its product as uncharacterized. The record is from RefSeq and is a predicted model, not a curated record. The transcript is spliced from 3 exons. Lineage: Eukaryota; Fungi; Ascomycota; Dothideomycetes; Pleosporales; Cucurbitariaceae. Bases 1 to 2220 code for a protein of 739 amino acids. Gene Ontology annotation, biological process: regulation of DNA-templated transcription; DNA-templated transcription. Gene Ontology annotation, molecular function: DNA binding; DNA-binding transcription factor activity, RNA polymerase II-specific; zinc ion binding. Gene Ontology annotation, cellular component: nucleus.